GGAAUUUUGAGGUUGUUGAGACUCCUCUCAGGAGUACCUGAGGUGUAGUCAGGUGAGGGAGCUAGGUGAAGGUGCCUCUGUGUAGUGUGUACCUACCGUGAAGAAAAAAGGAAGGAAGGAAGGAAGGAAGGAAGAAAGGAAGGAAGGAAGGAAAGGAAGAAAAACAGGCAUAAAGAAGUACCUGAGUGCUCUUCUUGCUGACGUAGGUACCUCAGACACAUAUCUACUCGUACCUGCAGAAUCACCUCUCCAGGAUGACACUGUUGAGCUUCAUCCGUCGACGUGUGUUUGGUAAAGCUAGUUCAAUUAUAAAGCGUGUGGUACUGCCUGCUGUGUGUGUGCUGUUGCUGCUGCAAUUGCUUACCACACACCCUGCACAGCAUCCACCUCAACUAUCCAACCUCAUCGUUCCAGGAGAGGCCAUCGACCCCAUCUUUGAGAAUAAGAUGACGUUAGGGCAUACUACGAUAACCUUGAAACAGCAGCAGAACCAGGGCUCAGACGGCGCCCCUGUGGUACCUCGCCCGUCUCCCGUCACCCGUGAUAAUCCCCCACCUCCCCUGCAACCCCCGGCCAUCCCUACCAGUGGCCUGGGGAAUAGUGGUGGUGAGAAAGAGGGUGGUAGUGGUGGGGAGAAAAAGAGUGGUAGUGGUGGGGAGAAAAAGAGUGGUAGUGGUACUAGUAGUGGCAACAAGGCCAAGAAGUCCUCGUCAUGGUCCAUGGCUACUGCAAACAUCACUGACAGUCACAAGGUGAGGUUCAAAGGUCAUGCUAUCACCAAUCAGACGGUGACCUUGACCCUCAUGUCCAGCUCAGAUAAGGUCUUCAUGUCCCUCAACAAGAAGGAGAUCUACAGGAACUUAGGAGACCGCGGUCUACAUGUUGUGGUCAUCAACCAACACUCUGGCAAGGUUAUGGCUCGACAAGUGUUUGACACAUUCUCAGUCGGUGUCGAGGAGGAGAUGGUCGAAUUUAUCGACGAUAUUCGUGACGGCCGAAUCAUCGUCUUCGCUGUACUGGACGAGGCUAGUAAGAGCCUAUCAUGGCGUGGCAGGAACAAGCUGAAGGAGCUUGGGUCACGGUGGUCAGAUAAGCUGGGUUACAGAGACAUGUGGGCCCUGGUCACCAGGAAGGGGGGACUCAAGAUGGCUGAAACCUACUCUAACGUGGCUACUGCUGAUACUGGAUACGAGUGGGGAGGACCUGUCUUCCUCAGGACCGACUUUGACCUCGAGGAGAAGAACGGAGAGUGUGAGUGGGAGCACAACGAGCGUAAUGAUGCAAGACGUGUGUUCUGCAACCGAUAUGAUGGUUAUGGUGCUCUGUGUGAGUGUGAUGUCACCAGCUGGCAUGAUAUCUUCUUCCACGCUGAUGACAAGGUGGACACGCAGCUGUCGCACCAGAAGAUGUACAAGGAGAUGGGGGUGGUCAUCCUGGCUUCAAACAGACCUCAUUACCUUUAUAAGACGCUGAAGGCACUGUGGGAGGCUUCAGGGCUCAACAGAGACCGUGUGGCAGUGUACAGUGACACUCAUCACAGAGAGAUCACUGCCGUAGCCAGACUCUUCGGUGUGCAUCUUGUGGUCACUGCCCAGCAAGGCAAUUCCACCAAGACACACAUCAGGCACAAGAUGCAGAGGGUGUUCAGGGACGUGAUGGGUGCCAAGUUCUCCAGGGAGACAGUGCCUGAGGGAGGCCUACCAGAAGAUUCACUGCCGCCCUUCACCUGCACUCACCUCCUGGUUCUUGAAGACGAUAUUCAGGUCUCCGUCGAUAUCUUUAAGUUCCUACAGGCUGUAUCGCCAGUGCUACAGAGAGAUCCUACAGUACUGGCUAUCUCCGCCUUCAACUUCUUCGGCUACAGAGAUGUGGCCAACAAUCUAACUACAGUGUAUCGCACCAAUGAACUCAACCCCAUAGCUCUCCUCAUCCCAGACACCACUGUACACCAGUACAUGGCACCCAACUGGCCUCUGGCGAAUUAUAGUAAAGAGUGGUAUCAGCCUCUUGGGUCGGCUCUCAGAGAAGGGAGUGGAAGAGCUCUUCUGUACCCUGAGGUACCGAGAGCUAGACACUUUGGCUACCGUGGGGUCACUAUUGAAGGAGGUAUCCAGCACAACUUCUUCAGGGACCAUAUCCUCGCUCUCACCACCGACUACGACCUUCCUGACAGUGAAGUGCGCAAGUUGGAAUCUUCUCAGUACGAGGAGAGGCUGUUGGACACACUGAAGGCUUCAGAAGUUAUAAGAUUCGACUUCUGUAAGCACGACCUUUUGUAUAAGGAGAAUCCACUGGUGAUGUUCAUCUCUUACAACGGCAGUCGUAUCGACGAAGCAACUUUGAUCACAGUAAUGGGGUGUCUGCGAACGUGGAACGUGUACCCAGAGGCCGGCUGGAAGGGAGUGUGGCAGUUCCACUAUCAUGGUCACUGGCUCAGCAUUGUUGCAGUCCCCCUCUCUCCUUACAGCUAUCUGAAGCCUAAUAAUAUUGAGCUGGUGACCGCACCUCCGACCACCACCACCACCACUACUGCAGCUGCCGCUGACGGUGGUGGUGCUUCUGCUGGUGGUGCUUCUGCUGGUGGUGCUCCUCCAGCUGGUGUUGCUGCUGGCUCUGAUUCCAGUACUUCUUCAACUCCAGCUUCCACCUAGACUAUGUUCUGUUUGAUGAGCCUUGAAGCAAGCUCUCAGGAAGCUUGUCAUGCUGCCAUGAGCCAGAAGUCUAUGAUCCUAUUGGUACGAAGUGCUAGUUAGUGUCUACUCACCUAAUUGUGGUUGCAGGGGUCGAUUCAUAGCUCCUGGCCCCGCCUCUUCACUGGUCGCUACUAGAUCCACUUUCUCCCUGUUCCAUGAGCCUUAUCGUACCUCAUCUUAAGGCUAUGUAUGGAUCCUACCUCCACUACUUCGCUCUCCAGAUUGUUCCACUUCCUGACAACUCUAAAGCUGAAGAAAUACUUCCUAUAAGAGCCUUGUAGUGUGUGUGUGUGUGCAAAAUAAUUAAUAAAAACAGUUAACAUCAAAUUUGUAAAGCCAGUACAGUGAGAGAGCUCUUAAAAGGCUCCACUGGACACUCUCCUCUCAAUAAAUAUCAUCAGAAAUAUAUUCCAAUUCCUCCGGAAAAAAAAAUUGUACCAGACGCCACCCAUAGACAAAAAAAUAAUAUUUUUUUUUAGAGUGGUGGAUCUUGAUAGAUAACAGAUCAUUUAAGUACUUUCCGUAUUAAUAAUAAUAAUAAUAAUAAUAAUAAUAAUAAUAAUAAUAAAA
Messenger RNA from Cherax quadricarinatus, 3263 nucleotides. RefSeq names its product protein O-linked-mannose beta-1,2-N-acetylglucosaminyltransferase 1-like. Gene Ontology annotation, molecular function: beta-1,3-galactosyl-O-glycosyl-glycoprotein beta-1,3-N-acetylglucosaminyltransferase activity. The record is from RefSeq and is a predicted model, not a curated record. Gene Ontology annotation, biological process: protein O-linked glycosylation via N-acetylgalactosamine. Lineage: Eukaryota; Metazoa; Arthropoda; Malacostraca; Decapoda; Parastacidae. Gene Ontology annotation, cellular component: Golgi membrane.